Messenger RNA from Endocarpon pusillum Z07020, 936 nucleotides. Its product is annotated as S-methyl-5'-thioadenosine phosphorylase. Gene Ontology annotation, biological process: nucleoside metabolic process. The coding region runs from base 1 to 936 and encodes 311 amino acids. The record is from RefSeq and is a predicted model, not a curated record. Gene Ontology annotation, cellular component: cytosol. Gene Ontology annotation, molecular function: S-methyl-5-thioadenosine phosphorylase activity. Lineage: Eukaryota; Fungi; Ascomycota; Eurotiomycetes; Verrucariales; Verrucariaceae. The transcript has 3 exons.
AUGGCGGCUUUGCCAACGACUUACAGUGGAAACGUACGCAUCGGCGUCAUUGGCGGCACUGGCCUAGCAGUACUUCCACACUUCACCCAAGUCGCAUCCAUACCUGUUACCACUCCAUGGGGAGUUCCCUCCUCGCCAAUCGUGAUUCUCGAACAUCCUUCCCCUACCACUGGCGAACCCAUACCCGUUGCUUUCCUGAGCCGUCAUGGUAUCCACCAUGAAAUUGCCCCACAUGAGGUCAACUCUCGGGCCAACAUUGCAGCUCUCAGAUCGGUAGGAGUUCGCAGUAUCGUUGCUUUCUCAGCCGUGGGAAGCCUACAGGAGGAGAUCAAGCCUCGUGAUUUUGUCGUCCCUGACCAGAUAAUCGACCGAACAAAAGGCAUCCGGCCAUUCACAUUUUUCGAAGGCGGCCUCGUCGGCCACGUCCCUUUUGGCGAUCCAUUCGAUGAAGCGGUAGCUCAGAUCGUUCGUAUUUGUGGUAAGAGCCUCGAAGGCGACGGCGUUGUCCUGCACGAGCGAGGCACUCUAGUGUGCAUGGAAGGUCCACAGUUCAGUACACGCGCGGAGUCGAAUCUCUACCGUAGCUGGGGUGGCAGUGUCAUCAACAUGUCAGCAUUGCCUGAAGCAAAGCUAGCUCGAGAAGCAGAAAUUGCCUAUCAGAUGAUCUGCAUGGCGACCGACUACGAUUGCUGGCACGCUACUAACGAGGCUGUUAACGUGGAGAUGGUUAUGGCACAUAUGAAAGCCAACUCCCUUAAUGCAAGACGCUUCGUGGGCGCCGUGCUUGACGAGCUUAUCGAAGUUGUGCAUAAGUACGGCACCUUCCGGCGUCCAACAGCAGGCAUUAGAGAGGAUGAAGUGGCUGUUUCCAGAAAGCUACACGACGGCAUAGGCAAGAAGGAAUUUGGCAGUAGACCAGAGAACGAUACGAGGUAG